CGUAGAAAAAGAAGAGGAAAUGGAAAAUGGCUAUAAAUAAGGCCACUCAAUAUAAAUUUCUACCUCCUAUAUGCACCUCCCUGUCUUUUACAGAGAGAAUAGCACCACCACCUCCCCAUAUUCUGAUAUUCUCCCUCCAACGUGCUGCACCUGCAGUCCUGCACUCCCACCAAUCUCUUCUAAGCUCUGAUGGAAAGGGAAGAGGUGGAGGACACAGGAGAUAUAGGUGGAGAGAAGGAAGCUGUACUAUCAGCACCUUUAUCUCUAGAUGACGAACAAGAUACAAAUAAUAACAAGUACAGAGCUCCGAAUCUUGUUAAGCGUAUUCUCAGUCUCUUCACCAAUAUCCGUCCGGGUUCCGAUCUCACCCGUUUACAGCUUCCGCCACUUUUCAAUAUUCCAAAGUCGCAACUGCAGUGUUAUGGAGAAUUAGUUUACAGCAACAACAAUCAUCUGCUGAGCAAGUGUGGCGCCAGCAGCAUUAGUGCAUUAGAAAGGUUUGUUUGUGUUGUGGCCUGGAGCAUCUCUGCUGUUCGCCCUCUUGCUUUCGGUGUCACCCCCUAUAACCCCAUUCUUGGCGAGACUCAUCACGUCUCCACUGCCAAUCUCAAUGUCCUCUUGGAACAGGUUUCUCAUCAUCCGCCCGUCUCAGCUCUUCACGCAACAGACCAAAUGCAAAAUAUUGAAACUAUAUGGUGUCACUAUGUCAUUCCUACAUUUCAUGGUACUUGCAUAGAAGGCAAGGUGCUCGGAAGCAAAGUGCUAAAGCUCCUAAACCACAGUGAAACUUAUGUAAUGAACUCUCCCAAUCUUGUGAUGAGAUUAUUUCCUGUGCAAGGGGUUGAGUGCCUCGGCAAUGUUAUGAUUCGGUGUGAAGAAACUGGUCUUGAAGCAAACUUAAUGUAUAAGGGCAGCGCUGUUUUUGGUCGUCGAUCAUCUACUCACAGGGCUAUUCAGGGAAGAAUCUACAAGUCAUCAUCCACGAAGACUCUGUACGAAAUUGCAGGCCACUGGGACAAGACGGUCACAGCUAAAGAUCCUAUGAGUGGUAAGCUCCGAAUUAUAUACAACGCGAAGGAAGCCAUUGGUGGACUAAAGACACCUGUAGUUAGGAAUCCCAAGGGAUUGUGGGCAAGUGAAUCAGCAGUGGUGUGGGGUGAGGUUAACAAGGGAAUACUGAGCAAGAGCUGGGAUAAGGCAAGAGAGGCUAAAUGUUUGAUAGAGGAAAAGGAGAGGGAACUUGUCAAACUCAGAGCCUCGUCGGCCAAGCCCUGGCGCCCCAAGCAUUUCAAUCUUUCCUACUCCAACGAGACUGGCAGCUGGGACUGCUCACCAAUCCAGAGGUGGGUCCCCCCGGCCCCCAUUGCUGUACCCCCUUAAUUUCAUGCUCUACCUACACGUAUUUAUGCAUGUCAGACUGUCAGUUCUACUCGAUGCCACUGCUUGACUAGUGAAAAAACCCAGUGUCACUUGCAGCUCCCUGUACGAAUUCAAUGCUUUACCAAAUUCAUUGAUUGUAGGAGUCAUUCAUAGCUACUCAACCAACACAUGAGAUUGCUUUGUUAGAGUACUUUGGUUGUUUAACAAGGAUCGUCGUGUCAUUUUAGAUGAAAAAAGCUGCUUAAAUUACAUGAAAGACCUUCAUCU
This is a messenger RNA of Daucus carota subsp. sativus, 1647 nucleotides long. Its product is annotated as oxysterol-binding protein-related protein 4C. The coding region runs from base 190 to 1380 and encodes 396 amino acids. Gene Ontology annotation, molecular function: sterol binding. The transcript has 7 exons. Gene Ontology annotation, cellular component: cytosol; membrane; intracellular membrane-bounded organelle. Lineage: Eukaryota; Viridiplantae; Streptophyta; Magnoliopsida; Apiales; Apiaceae. The record is from RefSeq and is a predicted model, not a curated record.